Ostreobium quekettii is the source of this 561-nucleotide messenger RNA. The record is from the annotation of a GenBank genome assembly. Lineage: Eukaryota; Viridiplantae; Chlorophyta; Ulvophyceae; Bryopsidales; Ostreobiaceae.
GAGAAUCUGGACGCCCUGGAGGCACUUCAGAAGGACAUGGAGAAAACUUCCAGCCGCGCGGCCAUUUUCACGUUCACCGUGCUGAAUGCGGACGACAGCUUUGCGAGACAGCUGGCGUGCCGUAAUGGCGGAGCGUGGUCCAUGCUCGGCGGCCGCGGUUGGCCGCUGAUCAACAUGGGCGCCUACUUCCAGUACAUCGCCUUCUCCAUGGAAUCCACCAAAGCCCCCUUCUUCUUCACGCCCAUCUACCAGGAUGCAGGGGGGCUCGGAAACAUGACCACCGUGGCGGCUCCCGUCUUCGUUCGUCCUUCCUGCACCAAUGGCGAGGCAGCUGGAGAGCAGCUGCUACUGGGAGUCGUUGGGAAGGACGUCACCCUGGCAGAGCUAAAGGAGUCGGGGCUGAACAGGGCGCAGGUUGAGGUCAUGAUUGACGAGAGCCUUGGGAACGCGCGCGCAUGUAACGAGGCUUACCGUUACACCGACUGCAAAAUGCAGACCCCGCUGACUUCGGCACAGCCCGGGAAAGCUGCGCGAAGCUGGGUGGUCGACUCGCCGAGCUAG